This is a messenger RNA of Naegleria gruberi, 633 nucleotides long. RefSeq lists its product as uncharacterized. The transcript has a single exon. The record is from RefSeq and is a predicted model, not a curated record. Lineage: Eukaryota; Heterolobosea; Eutetramitea; Acrasida; Naegleriidae. Bases 1 to 633 code for a protein of 210 amino acids.
AUGAAAAUUAUAACAAAACAGCCUAGAAAUAUUUGCCUCGUUCUCCUCCUUCUCAUUGUUGCUCUCGUAGUAGCUCCAUCAUACCAAUUGUCUCUCUCACCAGAACUUCGUGCCACUUGUUUGGCUGCCAUUCAAAGCUAUGAUAAGUGUACCUUCUAUACACAAUGUUUGGAAAAGAUCAAGCCUUGUGGUCCUAAUGGUUAUGCUCUUGGAUAUGGUUACAAGUAUUGUUCUAAAUUCUUCUCUGAUGUUAAUAGAGGAGCUUACAAGAGUGAAUAUGCUCAAAAGUGGGUUUCUUCAACUGGUCACUGUUUGCAAAAGUUCUUGAUGCAAAAUGUUGUUGAAAAGUUGUUGUCUAAUACUGGAUCUGAAUGGAAUUGUGAACGUAUCAUUGAUGCUAGCUUUAAUUCCCAUCCUGGAUGUUAUACUGAUUCCAUCUCACCUAUUGAUGGUCAAAAGUAUAGUAUUUGUAAGCUUAGAAAUGUUUUUGAUGUCAAGACUGUUUUGAUGACUGUCGAUGCUAAGGACUUGUUGACUGCUAGAUCUAUGAAGCAAAUUGUUGGUGUCUUGAAGAAUUGUAUGUCUGAUGUCUUGUCUUUGGAUGAAGUCAAUGAAUUGAAUGAUUACCUUUAA